CAAUCACUAUAGUUGCUUAAGCAAUGUUUCAACGGAAACCACCCUUGCAAAUUGUUCUUUCCCACUCCCACUGAGCCUACCUAAAAGCAUUGCUGAUCUUGCUACCUUUCUUCUCUCCAAUAACAUGUCUAUGAGACGUUGAACACUCAUAGAAAGUGCACCAUUCUGCUCAAAUCUCUUAUUUAUACUUCCUUUAUAAUUGUCACAACCACCCCCAACAUACGACUGUUUGAUUUAUAACAAGUAACAUUCUUUUCCACAACCAACCUCGCAGGUUGCAUUAAAUUAUUACUAAGGAUAUCUUUUUCUAUUAUUUGUUUGUUUAUAUGCCAAUCGUAUACACUAGUAACAUGUUCCCUUAGAUGCAGUAAAGCAUCAUGGUCUGUCCUGUGUUCACACUUCACAAACACAUUCUAGAUUGUUUUUGCCUUUUGGUCUAUCAAUCCCCAUAUAUGUACGUAGCUACAAAGCAUAGUUCUUGGAAACUCACAAGUUGAGGAACGUUAUGUCUUUCAUGUGGAUCAUUUUCCUUUGUUAUCAUACACUUGUGUUUCUUUCUCAAAUUUCCUUGGCAGUUGACUCCGUUUCUCAAGACUCGUUCCUAAGUGAUGAUACUAAUAACACCUUAGUUUCCAAAGAUGGAACCUUUGAACUUGGAUUCUUCACCCCGGGAAAUUCUCAGAAACGUUACCUGGGAAUUUGGUACAAGAAAAUCCCAAUUCAAACUGUUGUUUGGGUUGCUAAUAGGCUCAAUCCAAUCAAUGAUUCAUCUGGCAUGUUUAGAUUGAACACUAGUACUGGAAACCUUGUACUCACUCAGAAUGACACUGUUGUUUGGUCUACAACUUCUCAGAGAAAACCAAAGAGUCCAAUAGCUCUUCUAUUAGAUUCUGGCAAUCUUGUGAUAAGAGAUGAGAAUGAUGCAAACACUGAAGCCUACUUGUGGCAGAGUUUUGAUUACCCAACUGAUACUUUCUUACCAGAAAUGAAGUUUGGUUGGGACUUGAGAACUGGUCUUAAUAGGCAACUAACAGCUUGGAAGAGUCCUGAUGAUCCAUCUCCUGGUGAUUUCUCUUUUGGUAUGGUGCUUCAUAACUAUCCUGAUGCAUAUAUGAUGAAGGGCAACCAAAAGUUCUAUAGAAGUGGACCAUGGAAUGGCUUGCAUUCAAGUGGUUCACCACAAGUAAGGUCCAAUCCCAUUUAUGAUUUCGAGUUUGUUUACAAUAAGGAUGAAGUUUAUUACACAUAUAGCCUUAAGACCUCAUCUGUGAUCUCAAGGAUAAUACUGAAUGGAACAAGCUAUGUUCGAAGGCGUUAUGUGUGGAUUGAAUUAGAAGGAAGGUGGGAGGUCUACACUUCAGUGCCAUUGGACUUAUGUGAUAGUUAUGCCCUUUGUGGAGCAUAUGCAAGUUGUGUUAUUUCAGAUUCACCAGUGUGCCAAUGUUUGGAGGGGUUCAAGCCUAAGUCACCUCAAGCAUGGAACUCCAUGGAUUGGUCUAAUGGAUGUGUCCGCAAUAAGCCAUUAAGCUGUGAGGACAUACACAAGGAUGGAUUUAUCAAAUUGACUGGCCUUAAAGCUCCUGAUACUACACAUAGUUGGUGGGAUCAGACAAUUGGUUUAGAAGAAUGCAGAGCCAAGUGCUUGGAAAACUGUUCUUGCAUGGCUUAUGCAAAUUCAGAUGUUAGUGGACAAGGGAGUGGCUGUGCCAUGUGGUUUGGAGAGUUAAUUGAUAUUAGACAGUUUGCAGCUGGAGGCCAGGAUCUGUAUGUUAGAAUGGAUGCUUCAGAGUUAGGACAUGCCAAUGAGGGCCACAAGAAGGGGGGAGUCCUGGUGGCAGUGACAGUUUCUUUGGCUGUGGUAGCCCUUUCUGGUAUACUAAUACUUGGUUGGUGGUAUAGAAAGAAAUCCCACACCAAGGUGAAAGAGAAAUCAGAUUUCAUUAUCAAAGCAGAUCAAAACAGUGGAAUGCUUGUGGAUGAUAUGGAUCUUCCAGUCUUUGAAUUAUCAACAAUAGCCAAGGCAACUAACAAUUUUACGAUCAACAACAAAAUUGGAGAAGGUGGUUUUGGACCUGUAUACAGGGGAGCUCUAGCAGAAGAGCUGCAAAUUGCUGUGAAGAGGCUUUCAACAAGCUCAGGACAAGGAUUGACUGAGCUAAAAAAUGAAGUAAAAUUGAUUGCAAAACUUCAACACCGCAAUCUUGUAAAGCUUCUUGGAUGUUGCCUUGAAGGAGAGGAAAAAAUGUUGGUUUAUGAAUACAUGCCAAAUGGGAGCCUGGACUCAUUUAUUUUUGAUCAGCAAAAAAGUGAAUUACUAGACUGGUCAAAGCGGUUCCACAUUAUAUGCGGAAUUGCUAAAGGACUUCUGUAUCUGCAUCAAGAUUCCAGACUAAGGAUUAUUCACAGGGAUCUCAAAGCAAGCAAUGUUUUACUUGAUAAUGAGUUGAACCCCAAAAUUUCAGACUUUGGCAUGGCAAGAAUUUUUGGAAGAGAUCAGAACGAAGGAAACACAAAGAGAAUAGUUGGAACUUAUGGUUAUAUGGCACCAGAAUAUGCAACUGAUGGGUUAUUUUCAGUAAAAUCUGAUGUUUUCAGCUUUGGAGUGUUAUUGCUAGAGAUUAUAUCUGGAAAGAGAAGUAGAGGGUAUUAUAAUCAGAACCACAGUCAUAAUCUCAUAGGCCAUGCAUGGAAACUUUGGAAGGACGGAAGACCACUAGAACUGAUUGAUAAAAGCCUAGUAGACUCUUGUUUUGAGUCACAAAUGUUGCAUUGCAUUCAUGUUAGUCUCUUGUGUGUUCAACAGCAUCCAGAGGAUAGGCCUGGAAUGUCAUGUGUGCUCCUAAUGUUAGUGAGUGAGUUUGAAUUGCCUGAGCCAAAACAGCCAGGAUUCUUUGGAAAAUAUUCAGAUGAAGCAGACUCAUUCACAAGUAAGCAGCAACUAAGUUCAGCAAAUGAAAUAACCAUUACCUUAUUAGAAGCUCGUUGAUAUUCUUUGCAAGGCACAUCCAUGUCGAUGUUGUAUAUAUGCACAAUAUUUUAUUAGAAAUUAACUUAUGAUCAAGGACUACGCUCUCU
Messenger RNA from Abrus precatorius (Indian licorice), 3075 nucleotides. Its product is annotated as G-type lectin S-receptor-like serine/threonine-protein kinase At4g27290. The record is from RefSeq and is a predicted model, not a curated record. Gene Ontology annotation, molecular function: ATP binding; protein serine/threonine kinase activity. The transcript is spliced from 7 exons. NCBI's taxonomy places the organism in Eukaryota, Viridiplantae, Streptophyta, Magnoliopsida, Fabales, Fabaceae. Gene Ontology annotation, biological process: recognition of pollen; protein phosphorylation. The coding region runs from base 506 to 2986 and encodes 826 amino acids.